Messenger RNA from Klebsormidium nitens, 1173 nucleotides. NCBI's taxonomy places the organism in Eukaryota, Viridiplantae, Streptophyta, Klebsormidiophyceae, Klebsormidiales, Klebsormidiaceae. The record is from the annotation of a GenBank genome assembly.
AUCGCAUGGAAAUAAGCCACUUUCCUUACUCGAUAUCUCAGGUGCCCACAAGUUCGAAACUGCUCCAAAUUGGUCACGGAUGCUCUCAAAGAGGGCGUCAGUCUACAUAUAUAUAGUAGUAGCUGCUCUUUCUGUGACAGUUGAGAGUUGUAGGUCUGAUUACAAAAUACUUUGCAGCACAACCUCAUGACUUGGUCAGCAACUGACAACGGCUUGGGAAACAGGUGUCGUUAGUGAAAAUAAAAGUUGAAGUCAUCAUGAAGCUGGCCGCCCAUCUUUGCAGGCCUAAGUCUUUGUCAUUUGGCAGCAGUAACUAAACGCUAUCGACAGAUGGUUGAACUUAUGGUAUUCUGCAGGGGCCUUCAAUCGAUGGCUGCCACUGUUCCUAAGAAAGUGACUGACGCCGUCGCUGCGCUACACGAUGUUGUAUCGUCAAUCGAGGGGCAUCUCUUGGAGCUCUGGGACUUCAGAAAGGAACUUGAUGGAGAGCUACAACCCCUUGAGAGUGCACGACUGAACCUCGCACUUUCAGAAUCUGCCACCAUCCUUUUCUGCAUGUACCUGAAAACGAGAGGUGUGGGGGACAAUGCGAAUCCCGUCAAGAAAGAACUAGAACGCUUGCAGCUUUACAAAACAAAAGUGAGUAAAGUGGCCGACAAGCAGAAGGGGCCCAAAGCACCUACCGUGAGCCUGAACGUGAGCGCAGCCAAUCGUUUCAUAGACCACGCCAUCCCUGACCUAUCCACAGAGCAACGACAGCGUCUCCAGCGCAAGGCAGCAGACUGGAAGAGUAAAGGCGAGCAGCAAGGACCUUCGAAACGACAACGCCCAUCGGCGGCUGAGUCUGCGAAACUGUUUCUUGAGAAAGCGAAAGCGGAGUUGGAAGGCAAGGUACUCGAAAGCAGGCGAAUAGCAUAGAGAGGAGGAUGUUAAUCACCAGGUUGUGUUAUUGUUUAAGGUACCAUUCUAUAAGGCGCUCGCGGGAGCGGCCAAGCAGCCCGACUCAGACAGGUACAGUGGAUGUUGGUGGUAUUGACCUGCGCACGGCAGCUACUGCACCGCACAUGGCUGAUUCGAAUUACAGUGUAUUCUUGCUGAAGAAUUUCCUCAAGCUAUACAAGAUGAAAGUGAAGAGUUUCUGGCGUUAUUCUGGCACGUUCUACAUUGCACCCG